UCGAGUAGCCUCCGCACCGCCUUAGCAUCUCCGCCGGAGAUUGGUUAUAGCAAACUAAAGACUGGAGUAGUUCGUCAAGCGAUUUUCUUCAGUAUUUUUGGUAUUAACCAUCUCGGGGCGACCUAUCCACCUGUAACCCUUUUUUUUUAGAAACACAUAACUAAGCCAUAAACAAAAAUGGCAAUCACAAGCAUGGACCCUGGACCUGGCGUGGCAGCUUUGCAAGCGUGGGGCGGACAAGCGGCAGCUUUCGGCAGCAAUGAGACCGUUGUCGACAAAGUACUCCCAGAUAUGCUACACCUCAUCGACCCUCACUGGUAUCAGUUCCCACCCAUGAAUCCGUUGUGGCACGGCCUUCUCGGAUUCUUUAUGGGAUGUUUAGGCUUCGUCUCCGUUACCGGCAACGGAAUGGUCGUCUACAUCUUCACAACCACAAAGUCCCUCAAAACGCCAUCAAACAUUCUCGUAAUUAAUCUAGCAUUUUCUGACUUCCUCAUGAUGGCUUGUAUGUCUCCACCCAUGGUGAUAAACUGUUACAACGAAACGUGGGUAUUCGGACCGUUUGCAUGCCAGCUCUAUGCCUGCGCGGGUUCGCUAUUUGGAUGUGUAUCAAUCUGGACGAUGACGAUGAUCGCUUUCGACCGCUACAAUGUGAUCGUAAAGGGCAUCGCCGCAAAGCCAAUGACCAUCAACGGUGCACUGCUUCGAGUAUUCGGCAUCUGGGUCUUCUCGUUGGCUUGGACCAUUGCACCACUGUUCGGAUGGGGCAGAUAUGUACCAGAAGGCAACAUGACUGCCUGUGGCACCGACUACUUCGACAAGUCUUGGCAAAACCGCAGCUACAUCUUGCUGUACUCAAUCGCCUGCUACUACGCGCCGCUCCUUCUCAUUAUCUAUUCUUACUUCUUCAUUGUUCAGGCUGUAGCAGCUCACGAGAAGGCAAUGAGGGAGCAGGCAAAGAAAAUGAACGUAACAUCCCUCAGGUCAGGAACAGAUCAGGCAAACACGAGCGCUGAAUGUAAAUUGGCUAAGGUGGCAUUAAUGACCAUCUCGCUAUGGUUUUUGGCGUGGACACCAUACCUAGUCAUCAACUAUGCUGGCAUCUUCGAGACUAUGACGAUCAGCCCCCUUGUGACCAUCUGGGGAUCUGUCUUCGCUAAGGCUAAUGCCGUCUAUAACCCUAUUGUAUACGGUAUCAGCCACCCGAAGUACCGCGCAGCACUCUACGCUCGGUUCCCAGCUCUUGCGUGCCAGGCCGCGAGCGAGGGUGACAACACCUCUGUGGCAUCUGCCGCCACCGCCACCGAAGAAAAGCCCUCGGCGUGAACGACCCUCCACCGACAGGCGACCGACCUCCACCUGCCAACGAUUCUGCCAACGCGAUCUUUAUUAUUUUUAUACGUGAAACAUUAUUGUACAAAGUUAUAAACUUGAACACAGAGCGCGAACCGCGGAAAUAUUCAGGCCUUUGCCUAUAGCCUUGUAGAUAUCGCCCUCGCGACUCCUGCAUAUUUUCCGUUCGCGUUUUGUACUUCCAGUUGAACGUUGCACACUUUUCUUAUGUCUUUGCUUGUAAACAUUGGCCGGCGGCAUAAAAAAUACAAAAAAAAGUGAAGGGAAUCAUGUCGCUAGGCCGCUCCGGAAACCAUAAGCCUGCUCCCAUUAGUAAUAGGUAACGCAAUGGAAUCUCAAUGACGACGAAAAAGACGCUUUGUAUCUCGGACAAAUAAAGUUAACGACAGGCAAAGUGGUUCAUGACCACAUAAA
Molecule: messenger RNA, 1767 nt
Organism: Pararge aegeria (speckled wood butterfly)
Lineage: Eukaryota; Metazoa; Arthropoda; Insecta; Lepidoptera; Nymphalidae
Product: opsin-1-like
Exons: 9
Coding region: 178-1326 (382 amino acids)
Biological process (GO): phototransduction; G protein-coupled receptor signaling pathway; visual perception
Cellular component (GO): membrane
Molecular function (GO): G protein-coupled receptor activity
Source: RefSeq, a predicted model, not a curated record